UAUUUAACACAAAAGAGAUUGGAACUAUUUAAAAUAUGGAUAGUUUUUUUGGAUAUAAAGAAAUACAAGCAUUACGAAACCUAAUAUCCCCUUCGAAGGACGACUCGGAUUCUGAAGAAUUGUAUCAAAAUGAAGUAAAGAGAAAAGGUCCAGGCGAUAUAGAAGUUCAGAAAGAUGUACUUUUUAAUAAUUUAAAGCCACACACUCCUCUUGAAGAAAAAGAUGACAUUUGGCAUUCAUCGGAAAUACACACUCUUCCUAUAUCUGAAAUAAAUGAUCCAAGGAAAGUACCAGACUAUGAAAUCAAAUUUAAACAAUCAGUGAAAACAGAAGAUAUUUUUUUAAAUAUGGGUUUUAAAACACCUGGCACUGCAUCUUGCGAAUGGAUUUCCGUGUUAAUAAAACUUCCUCAAGAAGUUCAAGAGAAAAUUGAAUUGUCCGUUGAAUCAAAGAUAGUUGAUGUGCGUAGUCCUAAAUACCGAUUGCAUCUUCCAACACCUCAUGAAGUAAAUCCUAAUGCAUCACAUGCAAAAUGGCAUAACGAUACGGACACAUUAGAACUCACUUUACAACUCGUACGAGAAUUAGAUGACAUAAACUUUUAAUAAGUACACCAACAUAAAAAACAUUUAAUUUGGAUUAAGCCAUUGACUGCCACGCAAAUUUAGCGCGUCUUGCCCUGGACGCCACACUUUUAUUUUUAAGAAAACAUAAAGUUUUACAAAGUAUAAUAAUAUUAAGUUACUGAUAUAAUAUAAUAAAAAUUGAUAAGUAAUAUGUCCUCUACACUAUACACAUUUUUCAUUCAUCCUUUCUAAUAAUUGCUAACUGAAAUAGCCAUCUAAACUUGCAGCACCUACUACGAGAUAUCUCGUAGCUGGCAGUUUUGGUACAGACGCUUACUGCGAAAUAUCUCGUAGUUGGCAGUCAAUGGGUUAAAUAUUAGUAGGAUACAAUAGGUGAAAAAGAGAAAGAGGAACAAAUACAAAUAAACAAUAUUUGCGUUAUUUAUGAAACUUUAAUUUUCUUCUCUGUACCAAUGAAAAUACUCUUAUACGUACAAGUAAAAUUAAAAUUGAAAAUUGCGUUUUAACUAUAAUAAUACUUACAGAUAUAAUUGUAAAAUUACUUCUUUUUUUUAAAUAAAAAUUAUGACUAUUGCUAAUA
Vespa crabro (European hornet) is the source of this 1167-nucleotide messenger RNA. It is a transcript of the gene Dnaaf6, whose product is annotated as dynein axonemal assembly factor 6. Gene Ontology annotation, molecular function: protein-folding chaperone binding; dynein intermediate chain binding. Gene Ontology annotation, cellular component: cytoplasm. Gene Ontology annotation, biological process: axonemal dynein complex assembly. NCBI's taxonomy places the organism in Eukaryota, Metazoa, Arthropoda, Insecta, Hymenoptera, Vespidae. The record is from RefSeq and is a predicted model, not a curated record. The coding region runs from base 36 to 605 and encodes 189 amino acids. The transcript is spliced from 4 exons.